Amoebophrya sp. A120 is the source of this 5175-nucleotide messenger RNA. The record is from the annotation of a GenBank genome assembly. NCBI's taxonomy places the organism in Eukaryota, Dinophyceae, Syndiniales, Amoebophryaceae.
UGCGAUUAUACCCUGCCACGUGAACGAUGCCAUUUCAAUUGCUUUUUCUCCGUGUCAUGAGCUCAGCUUAACGACGGAUUAAUUUGAUUCCCACCCCGCGAAGGUAUGUACAUUUGUGAAGAUGUCUCUUUUACGACAGCGCAAAAGCAAUAUAUGAUUCUGUUUUUUUCCUAAACUAAAACAAGCCAUUCAGCCUGCCACGACUUCAGCGUCAGCCUUGAUUUAUCGUAGUAUGUGUGCUUCAUCUUUUCGACUUUACUGCGCUUUGGUAACAGCAUUUCACCGUCUCGCUCUGUUCCCGAGGAGCAUCAGCGGUAGUUCUUUGAGAUUACGAAAAAAUGCCGGCCAUCCGUCCGAGCAGAAGAAACCUAUACCCAGGUCGUUGUCCUUUUUGUCCUCGAAUAAACGCACGUCAAAUCGCAACCGACCGCACCAGGACAAACCUCGGGGGCGGGCCCUACUAGAGCAUAAGGAAAAUAUUAAGGGGCCGCUCGACGAUGUGGCUAGGUUUUUUGGAUUGCACGGAGGAGAAGACGAAAACUUCAAGCGCAAGCCUUGGAAGGUGUCCCAAAUCGCCUGGGGAGAGCCCGGUGACGCGACGUGUCCCCCCGGGUCGGAUAUGCAUUGCAAAUAUGUCUGGGUCUGGAAUGUUGCCGGGUUUGUUAUGCAUGUUUUGCAUGACCCAGGAUGUCUGUAGUGCACGAUCUAGCAUCACAGAUUUUUAGAGGGCUUCCUGAUGCCUACUUCGCAUGACAAAUGCCUUCCCCGCGUAGCACAAACUAGACUCCUCUUGCUGGUCUUGCAAUACAGAUUUUUUCAGAGUCCAAUGUUAGCAUCACAAGUUCCAACCUUCCAGACCCAGACACUUUUGCAUUUGAUAUCGGAACCGCUGGACGAGCGGUCGUGCGGGGAUGCAGUGUACCUGAUGCUCGACCACCUUAUCAAAGUGAAAAAUCCCCCCUCCCCAAUUGAAACGAAGUUUGUGAUGCUGGACUUCCGUACACAAAUCAGAUUUGUCUUGCUGGAGAGGACUGCGGGCCCAUAUCAAACCUGAGUAGGGAGAUUUUGGUCUACACAUUUAGCAUGAGAAGCGUCCGUGCUGUAGGCUCAGCAGCAUCACAAACCGCCUGCAUAGCGCGGCGGAACCUGUGGGGCUGCCUGCUUGCGAGACAGAGAUGAUGAUGAUGAUGUUACCCAGUAAAGGGUUUAGGGUGUUGAAGAACUAAAAUAUUCCUCAGCGUCGUGCUGCUCCUCAGGACGUUCUCCUUCGUCGCAACGUCUGCGGCCACGUUUCUUCAACUUGCGCCGUGCCUGGUGCGAUCUCAUCGCCCCCACAAUCCAUCCCAGUUUGCGCAGCGGCUGUCCUUCGUCGGGGGUGUGAAAUGUGGCGUCGUCGUGUUGAAGCUCGUACUUGUACACCUUGCAGUGCGGGCGCCGGAUAUGCUGCGCCCCCGCUCGGUCCGUGUAGAGGGAUUCACGGGGCAGAUGGUAAGCCCACGCCGAGGCACCGCCUCCGUAGGUGUACUUCGCUUCCGUCCUGUUCCAGCCAUGAUUUGUGGUCGCAAAUCAGCAUCACAUGCCUUUUCGAUAUGGGGAGGGGGAAUUUUUCCUCGUGAUACACCUGCAGCUUUCGCACCAACGCUGGCCGGUGAUCUCCUCCCGGGACUUCGUGGGACGUGGCCCCGAUUCUGCGGGGUAUUGGCGCGGGGAGUUGGGGUGGGAAAACCGCUGCGCUGGGGAUGGAGAAAGGCGUUGCGGGGUGCAUAACAAGAACUUGCCGUUCUACGGCGAGAAGCUGUGGGGCUUCCAUAAUUUGCCUGUGGGCUGCAGCGUACAGAGCACGGGGCGGGACCCGGAGGUGGACGUGCCGGGGACGCACGUGUGCGGCCCGUUAGAUCACCAGUGGAGAAUAUCCCACAGAAUAAAGAGACAGGCAGGCCAUAAGUAUUUGUGAUGCAAAAAAGGAAAAAAUGAAAGUAUCAUCUCUCUGGCGUGUCAGAAGCAGCAUAGGGACGACGCCCAUGACAGAUCUUUCUGUUUAAAGUAAUUUGUUUCUGCACGGUAAACAUCAAGUAUGCCAGGCCUGCUCUAUUUCUGCGGGAUAGAGGAUGCCGCAUUAUCGCGACCCGAGUUACCGGGUGCCGCCGGACUGGUACCAGGUACCGGAAGAGGAGAUGCACCUUGAUAGUGAAAUGCUCCUUCAAUUUCAAGGUGUGAGAAGAGAAAGCGACGCUUGCCGCGAAUGGCGCAGUGCCUAUAUCCCGGUUUGCCGCCGAUUGGAGGACAUAAACGACAGUGUUUCAGAGGACGAGAUUGCGGAUCUUCCAGCUUCCUGGACCACGCCUCCAGUCGCGCCGCAGACGAUAGACGAACUAGCUUGGGGCGAGCCGGGGGACGCCGACUGCCCGCAAGGGUCACACCCCCUGGAAGAGUCGUCUUGCGCGGUGGCCGUUGCGCUGCUACGCGAAUACCAUGAUUGGACAACGAAUAUUCCCGGGCGCGUGCCGGCAGGAUAUACCGCGACCCCGAGGUUCCACACGACUAGCGAUCUGACGUGGCCGGAACUCAGUAAAGAGGCUAGCAUUAACAACCAACAGGACGGUCGGUACAAUUUUAACGGCACUUCGUGUUCGAACGUCACCGCCGGUUUUAACGCUUUUAUCCUACCUCACCUCGGAAUCGAGUUUGCGCUUAGCGAUAGCGAAAUUGCGCGGGUGAUAAACAGCGCCUGCCCGGUAAACGUGAACGUGCCGUUCAAUCCCGGCAGCACUCUAAUUGUGUCACUCCCGGAAAGCCUCAGUAAGCUGCCGAAUCCACACGAGCUGUAUGACAUGUAUCGGGCUCGGCAUAAAAACUGGACAAAUGCUGAACCGUGGAUGAAGUUAGCGGAUGCCACAACUGGGUGGCAGAAGCAAUGGGAUUGGUAUAAUGUUCCCCUGGGUUGCAGCAUCCAGUCCUCGGGCCGGGAGGUGGAACAGCAGACGCCGGACUCGCACCCCUGCGGAGCUAGCUUCACCCCGAAUCGCGAGGCGCACUGGCGAGACGGCGAGGUUCCCUCGGACUGGCACGAGCCAAACGGUGCCUGUCGCGCGUGGCGCAGCAUCUACAUGCCGGUUUGCCGCCGCGACCGGCCGGACUCGUGGACGCCACCGGAAAAGCCCGCGGCGGUUACCUGCCCCCGCGGGAGCCGUCUGCUCGACUACAAGGGGACCGUCCGCGGCGCCGACAUUGUAGGAUGCGGGAUCGAGGACUGCGACGCACGCACGCUGAGCUCGCAGGCAGCGACAACACAGGACUGCUACAAUCUCUGCCGUAGAAUGCAGCCCUUGUGCCAGGCCUUUGAGUGGGCUGAUGUCGGGUGGAGCGAGAAGACGCCGAACCGCACCAAUUGCGAGUUGCACGGCGAGGCAGAGCCAAACGGCCUGCAGCACGGGGUCGACGGCCACUUCCACCAGAUUGUGUGCGGACUCGAGGAAGUGCAGUCGCCUCAGGUCGUGCCGAAGGGACCGGAGGUUCUCGGCACUAUUGCAGCGGACGCCGCAGCUACGGACGGUGCGCGGGUUCCCGCGUCAGAGGUGGCGCGUGAUCGGACAGCAGCAGCUGUAGCGGAGCAAGAGCCGAACUCUCCGGCUUCCUCAGAGCCUCCGCCCUACGUGCACCCGACGUGGCCACCUACUGCCGUAGUUCCUUCAGCGAAACCAAAGGGGCCGUCCAGCGACUAUGGACUGCAACUGACAGCGAAGCAACAAGGAUCCGCUACUAACAGUACUUCUACUUCGGCGAGGACAGCACGCGAAGCGUCGACGAGCCAUAACCACACAAUUAUUUUCACCGACGAUCAUACACUCCAUGCGCAUACCUCCGAAGCGAUAGAAGCUGCAACGGAACCGCCCGAAAACGAAAAGAGCACGAACGCAUCAGUCAAGGGGCAGGAAACCGAGGACGCUGCCCAACGUGGCGGGGUAAUCAUGCAGAGCAGCAGAACUUCUGGCACGGCAGCUGCGGGUGCUCGGAAUAGCACUGGGGAAGUCAGCGGUCGUUUGCCGGAAGGAGCCAUCAAAUCACAGUCAGAAGAAUUAGACACGCCGGACCAGGACGCAGUCCCAGCUGCGGCCGGGCGCGUUGCCACAAUUUGUGGCUGCUCCGCCACCUUCGUUUUUGCAACAUCGCUCCUGAGUGUCAUUAUCCUUUGUCUGGGCGUCGCGUUUUGCUUCGUAUUUCUCUCCAAGCAGGACAUGGCGACGGAGCUGCAGGACCAGCGGGCGCGACACUUUGCAAACCAGUUCGACUACGACCCGCAGCGGCAAUUUGAUAAGUUUGGCGAUUCGAAUGCCGCAUUGCAGGGGCGAUCGCUGAACUCGUACGAUGUGAGUGUGGCAGCUGCGGGUCCUAGCGGCGUGGCAAGAUCAGCCAUAGCAACGGGGGUUGAAGUCCCGCCAUCGCACCUCAACAGCCCUGGGUCGAUCUACCCGGACUUCAUGGCGCAGCCGGGUAGUACAACAGCAGACAUGACUUCUAAGCGCAAGAGCAGCUCUCCAGGGCGGGAUCUUCCGCCUGCCGCCAGCGGCCUUGCUGCGACCUCCCGAACAAGUGAGGGACCAGUUCAUACAACUCUUAUGGUACCUGCGCCGCCGGUACCUCAGUCGACGAAGACUGGCCUUCUAGUGCCAAGCGCUGAUUUUGGAUCGGGCGAAAGCCAGGGAAACGCGAACGCCGAUAGUCUUGACGAAGAUGUAGAAGCUGCCGACCGCCGGCGGGCAGGCGAGAAUGGGAGCAGCGAAGAAUCAGUCAGUGACGAGGAUUUUUGAAUUAUCGAUACAGCUUGUCAUUCAAACCACAAUUAGAAAUCGCAAAUACUACUAAUUAAAGCGCAGCUUUUCUUGCUAAUUUGUCCUCCACUUUUGCGGCGCCAGUCUUCGAUAUGAAAUCAAACUUGUUUCAUGUUUCGUAUCUCUCUGGUAACAUUUAUUUUUCACUUGCGCACUGGCACGCAGCUAGCAUUCUACCUCCGGAAGUGCCACAGCCUUCCUUUGUGUUUCUUCGCUUAUUGCCCAGUGAGGCGUAGAAUGAGGGAAGGGAAAAGUCGGAAGAAGAGCUUCGUUCUACGAAACCAAGUGCGACGUGUGUGCGAUGAAGAGAGAAAAAGAGAGUAAUACGUGCAGGUCCGAACAAGAU